Engraulis encrasicolus (European anchovy) is the source of this 4741-nucleotide messenger RNA. It is a transcript of the gene myocd, whose product is annotated as myocardin. Gene Ontology annotation, biological process: smooth muscle cell differentiation; positive regulation of transcription by RNA polymerase II; cardiac muscle cell differentiation. Gene Ontology annotation, molecular function: transcription coactivator activity. Gene Ontology annotation, cellular component: nucleus. The coding region runs from base 558 to 4436 and encodes 1292 amino acids. The transcript is spliced from 17 exons. Lineage: Eukaryota; Metazoa; Chordata; Actinopteri; Clupeiformes; Engraulidae. The record is from RefSeq and is a predicted model, not a curated record.
UCUCUCUCGUUCUCUUUCUCUCAGUUUGUCUGGUGUUGUCAGAGCAAGCUUUGUGUAUGUGUAUGUGCGUCUGUGUGUGCGCACAGGGCACGUGUGAGUGAGUGAGUGAGUGAGUGAGUGAGUGAGUGAGUGAGUGAGUGAGUGAGUGAGUAAGGGAGUGAGGGAGUGAGUGAGUGAGUGCUUCUGUGAGUGUGUGAGUGAGUGAGAGAGAAGGAGAGAGAGAGAGAGAGAACGUGACAGUGAGAGUGACAGAGAGCAGGAAUGGCACUGUGUGUGUUGAACUGCUGCAAGACAAGUUAAGCCACUCAAUGAAUUGACGAGGAAGAAAGAAAAGCUGCCGGCUUUCACCUGGCUUUCAUUUUUUAAUUUUAUUUUUUUAACUCUCGUGUCUUUUUUUUAAAUGAUGCGCUAUCACUCAUAGCGCUCAACACUUUGAAGAGAACAAGUGUCUCUCUCUUGAUUUUUUGUUGUUGUUUUGUUUUGUUUUUGACUUCAACGGUGCGUCUAUUUUUUUUUUCUUUUAUCGUGACCCGAACCCCCUCAACACUGGGACCUUUAUGCCGAGCAUUAUGACACUUCUGGGCUCCGAGCACUCGGUUCUGAUUCGAAGCAAAUUUAGAUCAGUCUUGCAGUUGAGGCUCCAACAGCGGAGGACUCGCGAGCAGCUGGCAGACCAAGGCAUCAUGCCUCCUCUGAAGAGCCCAGCUGCAUUCCACGAACAGAGGAAAAGUCUCGAGCGCUCCAAGACUGGAGACUAUUUAAAACACAAAAUCAGGAGUAGACCCGACAAGUCAGCCUUGGUCAAGAUGCGUAUAUUACCAGAUCCGGCGGCGAGUGAGGGCUCCGCCACGCCCCGCGAAGCCCCAAACCCGAACCACAAGCUAAAGCGGGCGCGGCUAGCAGACGACCUUAACGAGAAACUGGCCCUGCGGCCCGGCCCGCUGGAGCUGGUCCAAAAGAAUAUCAUUCCCGCCGACUGCAGCGUCAAGGAGGCCGCCAUGAGAGUGAACCAUGGCUCCAAGUUCCCCAAACAGCCUCCCCCCCAGCAGCAGCAGCCUGCUCCCCAUCACCAGGAGGACUCGUACGCCUUCGAGGAGGAGGAGGAGGAGGAGGACAGCAGCAGCUGCAACGAGAGCCUGUCCCCUCCGCCCCCGCCCCUGGAGCACGAGACCCUCCCCCACCCCCACAGUGACGAGUCCCACGGCUCCACCACCACCACCACGGCCCCCGCCUGCCCCUCCUGCCCCCCCACAGCAGCGGACGCCAAGGGUGGAGGAGGAGGAGGUGGUGGAGGAGGUGACGGAGGUGGUGGUGGAGGUGGGUCGAUGUCCCCCUCGAUGUCCGCAAUGGGGGCUGGAUCAGCUGGUGGUCUGGGGGAUUCUGCCGCGUCACUCAUCGGCCCAGCACAGGGAUGUAUCAAAACCGAGGCGAUUAGCCAAGAGGAGAUUGGUCUGGAAUCUGGAAACAGCAAUCAAGCCACACCCCCUAUUCCUGUGCCCGCCAUAGUCAAGCCUCCCAAGAUGUCGGACAAGAACCGGCACAAGAAGCCCAAGGACAUCAAGCCCAAGGUCAGGAAGUUGAAGUACCACCAGUACAUUCCCCCGGACCAGAAGGCAGAGAAGUCUCCUCCGCCCAUGGACUCCGCCUACGCGCGCCUGCUACAGCAGCAACAGCUCUUCCUGCAGCUGCAGAUACUCAGCCAACAGAAACACCAGCACCACCACCAGCAUCAUCAUCAACACCAACAGCAGCAGCAACAGCAGCAGCAUUCCCAAUGCUCUCAGACUCAGCAGCAUCAGCAACAGACUCAGCAGCAGCAACAGCAGCAGCAGCAGCAGCAGGUUCAGCAGACCCAGAGCUUCAGCUACCAGCCCCUGCACCAGCAGCAAGCCAACAGGCCACAUGGUGAGCAGAUGUCCACGUGUGGCUCUGGCACCCCCAGUGGUGCGGUGGGCACCUCGUCCUCCGCCUCUUCCCCGGUCAAGACCUCUUACAGCAGCCCCCCCACCAUUAACCCUACCAAGUUGGGCCCCCUGCCGCCCAACCUCGACGACCUCAAGGUAUCGGAGUUGAGGCAGCAGCUGAGGAUUCGCGGCAUGCCGGUGUCCGGCACCAAGACCGCCCUCAUCGAGAGGCUGCGCCCCUUCCGCGACCCCAGCGGCAGCUCCCCCGGGUCCCAGGCCAGCGACAUCACCACGGUUACCUUCCCCGUGACGCCCACCGGCUCGAUGUCCUCCUACCAGUCGCCGGGCUCGGCUGGUCCCAUGUCUCACGGAGGGUUCUUCCCGUUCUGCAGUACUGGCUCCACGCCGCCCAUCUCUCCCGCCUCCUCGGAGCUGAGCGGCUCCCUGCCCGACAGCUUCAGCGACGUCACCAUGUCCUCGCCGCAGUUCGGCCUGCACGCCUCCUCCUCUUCCCCUGGACACCUGAGCGCUGAUGAGGGAGGCCUGGCCAUGGGGCUCGGAGGAGGUGGAGGAACGAGUGGAGGAAGCAACGGAGAUCCAUCCGGUGAAGGAGGGUCUGGAUUGGACGCGGAGAAGGACAAGAUGCUGGUGGAGAAGCAGAAGGUGAUCGAGGAGCUCACCUGGAAACUGCACCAGGAGCAGCGGCAGGUGGAGGAGCUUCGCAUGCAGCUGCACAAGCGCAAACGCUCCCACGGCAGCCUCCAGGACCAACCCCUUCCUCCUCCCCCACCUCCUCCUCCACCUCAUCAUCAUCAUCAUCUUCAUCCUCAUCCUACUUAUACAUCUGGUCCUCAGCAGCCAGCAGCCACAGGCCCUCAGCAUCCUUCAUCCCAGGGCCAGAAUGGACCAAUGGCUCCCCAUCACCAUGGCGGCCACCAACAGCAUCAGCAUCAGCACCAGCAGCCUCCACAUGGCCUCCACAUGCAUCCCAACAGCUCCAGCUCCAGCUCCAACUCCAGCUCCCACCAGAUGCAGCAUAAUUUCUAUGGCAACGUGUCUGUGAAGCAGGAGCACGUGACCUCCAGCUGUCCUCUGGCCUCCAAGGCCAUGAAGAACAACAACAACAGCAAUGGCGGCCAUCAAAAUGGCGGAAAUGGAAACGGUGGAAGCUGCAUGGAGGGCAUGGGGGCUCACUGCGGCAUGAUGGGAGCUCCACAGCGCUGUCCCGGCGAUGUCGUCCCGCCAUCUCGCAGCCCUUCUUCCUCCGGUGUUGUCGGUGGUGGUCUGUCGGCUUUCCUCAGCCCGCAGUGUUCUCCGCAGGACUCGCCAGGUGGCAACAAGACGUCCGGUAGCCCACAGCCCAGCAGUCUGUCCUCAUCCUCGUCCCCCAGCCACUCCUACAUGAUGACGCCCCCUAUGGGGCGCGAUGGAGGUUGCUCUCACUCGCAGACCGGAACCAGGCCUCGUAACAUGCAGAUCCAGCAGAAGGCUGUGAGCCAGCCCAUAAGCUGCCCGUACCCCCCUGACCAGAGAGGCCUGCAGGCCCUGUACCCUCCCAGCCCAGCUGACAUGGGCCUCAACGAACGGCCCUCCGCCAAAGCCAAGAACAACCACAUGCAGACCAAGAUUGCAGUUUCGCACUCCUCCUCCUCCUCCUCUCCCCGGCACCCUGGCCACAAGUGCCCUGUCACCUCCUCCUCCUCCUCCUCCUCCACUACCUCCUCCUCCACCACCACCACUGCCUUCUGUAGCUCAGAAUCAGACUGCGCUGCAUCCAAGAUUAAACAACCCCCUUGCUAUGAAGAUGCAGUGAAGCAGCAACUGACUAGAAGUCAACAGAUGGACGAGAUACUGGAUGUGCUGAUCGAAAGCGGAGAAAUGCCGGCUAUCUCCAAGGACGAGAGCUCCUGCUCCUGUGUAACCAAAGUCAAUGUGCCUCCUCACCUUGCAGUGUCCGCAGCGGUGGGCAGCGUCACCGGUGUCACCGCCGGCGUCCACAACAAGUUCCACAGACACUACGGCCACAUGGUGUCUCCGCCGCCACCGCCGCCCCAGAUGCCCUUCGAGCCACACGGCCUGAGCCACACGGGCGUGGAGUGCCACCUGGACUCGCUGCUUAGCAACCCCAUGGUGCGUCAAGGCGACAUCGUCCUGUUGAAGCUCGGCGAGGAAGGCACCUCAGGGGAGGACAUUGUCGGCAUCGGGGGGGAGCAUGCCGGAGGGUUCGUUGGCGCCGCCGCGUCGCACCACGACGACAAGAUGCUGGUGCACCGCGACAUGAUGGACACCCCCCUGUCGCCCAUGGCAACCAAGGUGUCGCCCGUCCCCGGCGACGGGGCCCAGGGGCUCGGCAUGGCGUUCGCCGAGUCGCCGUGGGAGACCAUGGAGUGGCUGGACCUGACUCCGCCCAGCUCAGCGACGGCCUUCAACUCCAUGGCAACCGCCGUGCCGAGCAUCUUCAACACCGAGUUCCUGGACGUCACGGACAUCAACCUCAACUCAGCAAUGGACCUGCACCUGGAACACUGGUGACAUGGUGGCCAGAUGUGACUCCACCCCUGGUGACAACGUUUCCAGAUGUGGCUUGACACCACCCCUCUCGCUCUCUCUCCCUAUCCCACUCUCCAUCCCUCUCUCCAAUACCCUCUCUCUCCUUAACCGAAGGUUGCCAGAUGUCACUCCACCCUUCUUAUUCCCUCUCCAUCCCUCUCUCCAUACCUCUCUCUAUUCCUCUCUCCAGCCCUCUCUCCAAUUCCCUCCUCAGCCUGAGGUCAGCUAUGGACCUGCACCUGCAACACUGGCAACAUGUGGGUUGACUCCACCCCUUUCGCUCUCUC